Cavia porcellus (domestic guinea pig) is the source of this 2711-nucleotide messenger RNA. RefSeq names its product transmembrane protein 40 (gene Tmem40). The transcript has 13 exons. Bases 160 to 1065 code for a protein of 301 amino acids. Lineage: Eukaryota; Metazoa; Chordata; Mammalia; Rodentia; Caviidae. The record is from RefSeq and is a predicted model, not a curated record.
AGCCUGCAAGAGGCCGGGGUAGCCGUGAGUGCCGGCCUAGCCAUGCUGUAAGCCAGGGCUCCAGGGACCUGACAGCUACGUGCCCUCCCACAGUCUUGGGCAGAGUCCUCUCUCUCCUGGGCUCCCUUGUUUUUCUCUCCACCUACUAGUGGCAGGACUAUGCCGAGGCUCCAGGAUCCGUGCUCAGGAGGUCAAGGUCAAACCGGUGUCUCAGGGAAUGCUAUGGAGACGACGGCAUUCCUGUCCCAGUCUCAAGACAGCAGUCACAUCUACAGAGAAGCAGAAGACAGCGAGACAGAGCUCCAGCAGCAAGAUGGGAAGUCUGGGCUGCUUUCCCAAGAGCUAAGUAAGAGAGAUGCGUCUUCCUCCUCCUCUUCCUCCUCUUCAUCCUCCUCUUCGUCCUCUUCUUCGUCCUCCUCCUCUUCCUCUUCUUCAUCAGACAGCAGCGAUGAGGAUCAGCACCCCAGAGUUCCUGGAAAGCGUGGACAGAGCCUGGGCACAGGACACCACCGCAGGAGCAGCCCAUGUGGGGCUGAGUACAGGGUAGCCUGUAUGACGAAGGAUGCAUUACAGCUCUACAGAGAUGACUCGGGAGAGGUGGUGCCAUCUGAGGAAACAGGACUCCGACAGAGAGGCGUGGGCCCCACAGAAGGAGCUGUGGAAGACUCACAGUUAAGCAGACUGAACAUAAAGAAGGACGACGAGUUCUUCCACUUCGUGCUGCUGUGCUUUGGCAUCGGAGCCCUGCUAGUGAGCUACCACUACUACGCAGAUUGGUUCAUGUCCCUGGGCGUCGGCCUGCUCACCUUCGCCUCGCUCGAGACCGUGGGCAUCUACUUUGGGCUGGUGUACCGGAUCCACAGCGUGCUGCGCGGCUUCCUCCCACUCUUCCAGAAGAUCAGGCAAUUGGUGCUGGUUGGAAACUCAGCCCUCAUAGCCUCUCUGAGCCUCCUGUUUUGUGCCCAGGAUAAUGGGAUUCAGGAGGACGGACUGAGGCCUCUGCUGGGUGGCAGCUGCAAUGGCUUGAGUUUAACCACUGCCUCCUUGAGGCCACAAGGACAGUGACAUUUGGGUAACAGGCAGGAGACCGAGCCACACAAUAAAGAGUACUCUUUUGCCUUCAUGUGGUGUGACUAUUGGCAGUGACUGGACAGGGCAGUACCAUCUGGCAGUGCAGAAUUGAGGUCCUGCUGUUGAGAUGGAGGCAUGUAGGACUGGUCCUGUGCACCUGGAGCAGCAGGAAUGGUUGAGGCUGCUGCCACCACCAGGGCCUGGAACUGAGAUCUCUCUAGGCUCUUGGCUUCUUCCAAAACCUCAUACUGAGUCAUAGUGUGACAGACAGACCACUGCUCUGAUGCAGGUACCACAUGCGGGGUCCCCAAAGUGCACCUGCAAAUAAGAUAUUGAACACUAAAGCCAUAGCAUUUGGGAUCCUUCCCACAGCCCUUCCAGCCAGCGACAAACCUAUUGCCUAGGACUUCAUCAAGAUGCAAGUAAACAUUCUCUCUCCAAAUCUGAAAAGUCAACUACACAUUCCUUUAGUUUCCUUGAACCUGAAGACACAGUUGGGAUCUUUGAACCACCAAGGAGGGCGGGCACUUAUCCUACUGAAUAAAGUGUUACAUGUGGAUAAAGCCUCAGUGCCUUACUUUAGUCUAAGACUUCACUCACAAGGAUAGGAUAGGAGGAAAGGAUUUGUGAACAUGCUUGUGAAAAGGAUGUGGAAUAUGAGUACUCUCAGUUCAACAAACAUCAAAGGAUUGAGAUAAGAUGUGGGAGUUGGCUUUUGGUUGCUGAGACAAAAUACCUGACAUCCGCAAUUUAAAGGAGAGAUUUAUCUGGGCUCAUGGUUUCAGAAGGGUCAGUCCACACCCAGCUGGCUACAAGGCAGAAACAGGCGAGGAAGCAGGGAUGCAGGGAAAGACCCAGAGAAAAGAAACACCCUUUGAAGUCAUGUGACCUGCUUUCUUCAGCUGGGCCCCACCUCCUAUCCACCUAUCCAUCUAUUGGCACAUCAAUGAAUUGAUCCUUUGAUGAGAUUAGAGCCCUCGGAGCUGUGAGUUUGAGGCCAAUCUGGACUACAUAGUUCAAGAUCAGUCUGAACUACCUAAUGAGACCUUGUCUCAAAAAAUAAAAGCUAGGCAUGGUGGCACACACCUGUAACCCCAGUACUCAGGAGGCUGAGGCAGGAGGAUCAUUGUGAGUACAAGACUAGCCUGGGCUGCAAAGUAAACUCAAGAGUAGCCUGAACUGCAUAAUGAGACUCUUAUCUCAUAAAAGGCAAAAUAAAUAAACAAAUAAAAAGUAUGAUUCUGGGUAUGUCUGUGGCUAUAUCUGGAAGUGGUCCACAUACAGGCCAACAAACUGAGGAGGAAGACCCACCCCCCCCAUGGGUGGCACCAACCAAUAGACUUGUUGUUUACAUGGAAUCAAAGGAAAGAAGGAAGAAAUUGGCAAAUAUGUGAAGAGCUCCAACCUGCCUGAGCGGUACAUCUUCUUCUGCUUUCUUCAGCUUCCAACCUGGACUCACUCACACCUGCAACCUUCUGGGGAACUUUCAGGCCUUUGACCUUGGGCAGGUGCUGCAUUCUCGACUCCUUUGUUCUGCUGCUGAGCAGCUACUGUUCUCUAGUGUACAGACAGCCAUUGCAUACUCUCCCACCUCUGACCCUGUAAGCUACCUAAUAAAUUCCUUUGGGUAAUUAUACACA